Microthlaspi erraticum is the source of this 438-nucleotide messenger RNA. The record is from the annotation of a GenBank genome assembly. Lineage: Eukaryota; Viridiplantae; Streptophyta; Magnoliopsida; Brassicales; Brassicaceae.
AUGAUCUCUAGGGCUUAUGGGAGCGUGUCUCACAAGUCAGAUGUGUAUAGCUAUGGAAUGUUGGUUCUGGAGAUGAUUGGUGCAAGAAAGAAAGAAAGUUUUGACCAAAACUCUGCAUCAAAUGCAAGCUCAAUGUACUUUCCGGACUGGAUCUACAAAGAUCUUGAAAAGGAAGACAGUGGAAGACUUAUUACCAAUGAUGGAAUCAGCAGCAACGAAGAAGAUGAGACAUUAAAGAAGAUGACACUGGUGGGUCUGUGGUGUAUUCAGUCUUCCCCAUCAAACCGCCCACCAAUGAACAGAGUGGUGGAGAUGAUGGAAGGAAGUCUUGAAGCUCUUGAAGUGCCUCCAAGGCCGGUCUUGCAGCAAAUUCCAACAGCGCCGCUUUCUAAAUCUUUUUGGAUUUCUGAGGAGAGUUUAGCCGCUUCUGAGGUAUGA